Nilaparvata lugens (brown planthopper) is the source of this 5253-nucleotide messenger RNA. RefSeq names its product phosphofurin acidic cluster sorting protein 2 (gene KrT95D). The transcript has 19 exons. Gene Ontology annotation, biological process: protein localization to plasma membrane. The record is from RefSeq and is a predicted model, not a curated record. NCBI's taxonomy places the organism in Eukaryota, Metazoa, Arthropoda, Insecta, Hemiptera, Delphacidae. The coding region runs from base 372 to 3068 and encodes 898 amino acids.
UGAGCUAGCUCACCUCACCUCACAGCUCAUGAGCUCAUACGUUCACCGUUCAGAUUUCUACUGAUACUGGAACUCGGGAGUGUCGUGUCAAUACUUGUUUACAUACACGGUAACGGCUAUUGUUUUUCAGCAGUACAAGUUGCAAAUUAAAUGUGAAUCAUAAUGAGACUAAACAUUCCGCAUAAUCGGACUUGUCUCUACUGAAUAAUAACAUUUUUUCUGGACUAUAGAAGAAAAUUUGUGGUCUAUGAAUAUUUUGUUCUCCAAUCGUUACAAUGGAAGUAAUCAGAUUUGCCUAAUCGUGUAUAUUUUAAUUUAAAUAUCAAAUCAAUUGUUCAGAGUAUAGAUCUAGUGUUUGUUCUAGAAGUGAAAUGUUUUUUUCAGUGCGUGAAAAUAUGGCUGAUAAAUCUAACAAACCUCCAACUCUAGUAGGCUUGAAACCAGUGCCUAUGAAGUUAUUUGCAACCUGGGAAGUGGACAGGACUCCACCAAAUUGUAUACCAAGGCUAUGCUCGCUGACGCUCUCACGGUUGGUUGUGUUCAAAGCACUUGGCUCAGACUUGGCUUCCAUUACGAUUGCUGUCAAAAUGCAGGGAUCUAAAAGAACCUUGCGCUCCAACGAAUUCGGGCUCCCUCCUAAUGGGCUUGAUAUCGAACUUCAACUUCAUUUCUCCCUACAAUAUCCUCAUUUUCUGAAAAGGGACGGGAACAAACUACAUGUGAUGCUACAGAGAAGAAAGCGAUAUAAAAAUCGCACUAUUCUCGGCUAUAAGACAUUAGCAGAAGGUGUUAUUAAUAUGUCUCAGGUGCUUCAAAGGCAGAUGGACUUGGAACUAGAUCUAGUCAGCGAUAUGAAGACUGAUGUGAAGGGCCAUAGCAAUAGUAACGUGGUUGCCAGGAUAAUAGUGCAGUCGCUCAACAGUCAGCCGGUCGACCACGAGGACUCGGCCAAGCACACUCCUCAUGCCGGUCGUGUGGCGGACUUUUCGGAUGAUGACGAGGAGUUCAGCAGCAACGAAGAGGGGGAGGGUGAGGCAGAGGUGGAGGGGUCUGACUCGGAACCCAUGCUGGAGGAGAGGCGAGCCAGGAAGACAAAAAUACCAGCCAAUGCCAGGCAAAGAAAUCUGAAACAGAAGUUCAUUUCUCUGCUGAAAAGGUUUAGAGUGAGUGAGGACCUGCAAGGAUUGGCUGCUGAUAGGGAAACCAUAGGAAGAAAACUAUCUGGUGGGGACAUGGACCCAGCCGACAUCGAAGAUCUGUUCGAAGAGUUGGAAGAUCUGAGUGAUUCGGGUCCCGAACUCGACACAAUGAGCAUCUCGUCGACCCCGAAGCCGUCUCUGAGGCCAUUCUUCGCCAGCAGUCGGUCGCUGCUGCAUGCCGACACUCUUAAUGUGCCUGGAAGGAAAUCGCAGAUUGGAUCUCUACACUGGCAGGCGCUGGCUACUCCGCCCUCUCUCUCUCUCAACACAGCUGAGAGAGGCUUGGAAAGGUUGAGUGACGAGAGCUCCAAGAAGGCCGACUCUGACUCGCAUCCAGAGAACUGGACUGACAGUGAUCCCCCUCCCCCUCCUGCCUCACCGCCCAAGAACUCUGACGACAAAAAGGAAGCUUGUGAGCGAGACCGCAAGAGCCGACUGUUCAACCGGGACCGGAACUCGUCGACGGGAGGCAAGUCCAAGAAGCAGCAUCAUGACAAGCAGUCGGGAGACAAGCAGCAGCAGCAGCAGGCGCAUGCGCAAACACCCUCCAACCUGCAUGUGCAUGGAGACCCCGCUGCUAGUGAGCCUCGGAAGGUGCUGCUAGAGCAGCUGGCUCGAGUACUGCCGGCCGAGGACUUUGUGCCGGACCAGCUGUGUCUGGUGAACACCGGCGACCCCCUUGGCGCACUGCUCGCCUCCCGCCUCCAGGACCGCCAGCUCAAGGUCAUCUGCACGGCCAGCACAGCUGAUGUGCGCGCCACCAUCGCAUCGCUCGUCAACAAAAUACAAAAGUUUUGUAAUAGCAAUCCUAAGCCUCCGGCACAAAUCAAGCUGCUGGUCGCUGGCUCCGACAGCUUCGUGAACUGUGUGCUGCGGUAUUACGUCGAACAGUUGUCAUCAAAGCCACCCGAUUGGCAGACCUACAUUCGUUUUCUAGUCGUACCUUUAGGUAAUAACACGCUGUGCCGCUACUUGGGCAGCUUGGACGGAGUGUACAACGCGACGUUUGCGUCGGAGAGCUGGCGGGAGAUUGUGGAGAGGGGGGACAGUGGGGAGGCCGUCAACCGGAUACAGCGCUACGUGACGCAGGCAACCAGUUCGGCCACUGUGCAUCUACCCAUUGCCGAGGCCAUGCUCGCCUACCGCGAGAAGAGCUCCGAUGAUGAAUCCUCUCAAAUAUUCAUCCCAUUCAUGAACGAUGUUAGGUUAGGUUCUCCGGAAGGGUCAGCUUCAGCGUCGGUGGACUUUGAGGAGGGAGCAGUACCGAUGAUCUCCGGCUCUCCCCCCUCCAGCAUGCAGACUCCAGGCGAGAAGAAAGUCACUCCGCCAAGUUCACCCAACAUGAGCACCAUGAUGAUAGGGCAAAGCAUGACUUUGCGGGAGUUGUGCGAGCCGCUGGAGCUGCAGCUGGACUAUUGGCUGGUGCCGGGCAGCGAGGGUGGCGGGGGUACAGGGGGCGCGGGAGGUGGCGGGGGCGGCAGCACAGGUGGCGGAGGGGGCAAGGGAGGCACCAAGUCCACACUGAAGUCCACGUUCCGGUCGCUGCAGGUCGCGCGACUCUCGCUCUCCGGCGAACAGCCCUCGCCCCACUUCACCAUCAGCUAUUCCACCAAAGAGAAGAAGCAGAAGAUAAUGAGGCUUGGCAAGAAGAAAGAGAAGGAAAAGGACAACGAACCAAAGAACCAGGUUGUGGAGGGCGUGUCAAGACUCAUCUGCUCUCCCAAAACACAAAACAUUCCUCUCAAAUUGUGCAUCGAUGGAACAGAGUGGACCGGUGUGAAGUUCUUCCAGCUGUCGGCGCAUUGGCAGACGCACGUGCGCUGCUUCCCAGUGUCGCUGUUCACUGUGCCUGACAGCACGCAGCUCUAAUCACUGCUCAAUUGCGUUGCGCUGCGCGCCUCCAUUACUCUUGUCACUCGUCUAUAAUAAAGCUUAUAACCAUCGUUCUUGCAAUAUUCAUUCAUCAAUGUUGGAUUAUCUCCACUAAAACAUCACCUGCUCUACAAGAGCUGAUGAACACAUAUUAAACUUUGUCAAUUUAAUUGUAUGUAAAUUUUACAUCUAUUUGUAUCGGUUAGUUGAUUUUUUAGAAGAGUUUUUGUGUAGUUAGUGUAUUGAAUAUUAUCAAGUAUUUAUAUCCAAUGUAUAAUUAAUAAUACUAAAGUAUUAUAAUUGUAAUUGUCGCAAUAUUUUUGUGAGUAAGCUAUUAUGGCCUGUUUGUAGGCAGCUCUAAUAAAUUGAUAUGGAACGAUUGCUAGGUACCCAGGGUUACCGUGGUAGUAUUUGAAUGUGCAUUGCCCUACUAGUUAUAGGUACUGAGUGAAGAAUUUUGAAUAUUUCUCUGGUCAUUUUAAAUUUCUUUGACAUGAUUUUCUUAUUUUAAAAUAACAUUUGAACUUUCAAUUAUCCAAGAUUCAAAGAUUGAAUCCAUUACACACAUUUUUUCUGUGUGGUACUGUGGUUAGAUGAUCUCUCAUGGAAAUCCAUGUCAAGGGUCAAUUCAUCAACAUCUACAUGAUUUAAUAUAGUUUUUCAUCAAGUAUAAUAUAUAAAAGCAUACAGGUGUAUGCUUUUUCUAUGAUAGUAGUUGGCUUUUGAGAAACUCUGUUUCGCAUUUUCUUGAUUAUGGUCCAUAUUUUUUGUAUUUGUGAUCGUUUGUAUGUGAUAAUUUAAGAUGAACCGGAACUAUAGUGAUAGAAUUAUUUUAUGAAGUAAUUUUCAGUUGUAGGUUACUGUAUCGCAAUAUUUAGUUACAAAGAUGUGAACUAAUCACAGAAUAUUAUCUAUUUUUACUUAUUUCUCUCAUAGUGCUAACUUUUAUUGACUGCACAGCAUACAGGAAACUUUUUGAAAAUCCAUUUACUCCACUUAAUAUCUCGUUCAGAUGUAUUCUGCUAUUACAUCAGAAAAUGAUCUUUCAAUAACUUAGUAAAUAAAAUGAUAUUGUUUUAUUCUCCAUUGGAUAUUAUUGUAUAACCGGACUUGAGCAGCAGAGAAGUUGUUAUAGAGAGCCAAAAUUUCAGUGUCAUAGCUCAUGUCAAAUUGAAAGUUUUCGUAGAAGUGGAAGUUCACCCAGAAGUCAAUGUGAAGCCACCCACAUUCAAGAUUUAAUUGACAAAUUAUUCACCUAUUUUCCUAAAUGACAUUUUCUUCAAUUAUUGGAAUUAUACUACUCUACUUUGACAAGCCAAGUCCGUGAAAUGUAUCACGAAUUACUACUUAUUACUACUAUUUCGUACAAAUUACAAACAAGCACAAACUACUAAAUACACUUUUAGUAAUAAGUUGAAUACUGAAAAUUUCAAUAUUAAUCUAAAAUCCAAAAUUAAUUCUUGAAAAAGGUGAUCGGUAUUCUAUUCGAAUCAUAUCAUACUUAAUUUUAUCUUACUAGAUGAAUUUCUUCAAUGCUCAAUAAUGGUAUUCUGGAAUUUGCUUUUUGUAGAAUAUUUUUUAAAAUUUCUACAUUUUCUAGCUUUUCAACUGAACAAUGCUGUAGACAAAUUAUUAUAGGGCUUAUGUUAGUGCUAGUUAAAAUUGCAAUAUUUUUUCAAAUCGAAUUGAAGUAGUGGGCCAUUAUUAUUCUUCUUCGAUAAAAUCAAUUAUUAUAAUUAACAUUAGAGAUGUUUAAAUUUGAAAAGUUUCAACAUCGAAUCAUACCUAAUUUAUUAUAAAAUGUUUGAAAAUGCCUGCGGAAUGAAAUACGUUCUGUUUUACUAUGAUAUUCGAUUUUAAUUAAAAUUUAAUUAAGUAGAUAUUGUAGUGUAAGUGUAAUCGAAGCAUAUAAAUUAUGUGAAUCAUAUUCUGUGAUGUAAAAAUAUGAACAAGUUAAUCUGAAUGUUUGAAUUUUAAUAUUUAUAAAAGUAUUUAUUGUUCUAAAGUGGAAUGUUAGUUUUUGUUUAUUAGUCGUAUUCUAAUUUUAUAUAUCUUUAUAAGUACCAGUAGGUAUAAUAUUAAGUUUGAUUGAUGAAUAAUUUAUACGCCAAAGAAUUCAGACAUAAUGAGAAAGCUGCUGAUUUUGUAUUAAAUAUUUGUAUGGAUUGACUGCUUAAGUAUA